AUGUCUGUUCCCCAAAGGUCCGCGCCGCCGAUUGAUGAGCUGCGGAAGUUCUACGUUGGAAGAUCCAUCAACGAGGUUCCCAAACCGGCGGUUGUCUUAGACAAGACCAAGGUGAAGAAGCAUUGCGACUCUUUAUUGAAAGCCAUCGAGGCACUUGGCGUGGAAUUUCGGGCUCAUGUCAAAAGUCACAAGACUCGAGAAGGCACUCAGCUACAAGCAGGGGAGACGAGCAAGUCCGUAAAGCUGGUGGCAUCAACUAUCCCCGAGAUCGAGCACCUUGUGCCACUCGUGUAUGAAUUUCAGACUGCUGGUCGCACAGUCGACAUUCUUUAUGGCAUCCCACUUCUGCGAUCACAAGCCCAGCGACUCGCUGCAAUUGCACGCCAAAUCGCCCCAAGCACCAUCUCUGUGUUGAUCGAUCACCCCGCCCAACUCGAUCACCUUGUUGAAUUUGCCUCUUCAGCAGGUUUUCCAGCCGGAGUUUUCAUCAAAGUUGACACAGGGUAUCAUCGUGCCGGUCUUCCACCAGCAGGAGUCAACAAGGACGACCUCAUCACCAGACUGAUUCAGCUGGAAGAAUCAGGACAAGCCGAUUUCAUUGGACUGUACUCUCACAGCAGCCUAAGCUAUAGCGGGUCGACCCCUGAACAAGCUAUGCGACAUCUCCAGGGCGAAAUAUAUGGUUGUCUGGCUGCUUUGCGUCAGCACUCGAGCUCGUUUGGAACAGACAGAGAACUUGCCAUAAGCGUUGGUGCCUCACCACAAGUGACUUCGGUAGAAGCACUUGUUGGAACGGACAAGCUCAGCGACGAAGCUGAGCAUCUACGGCAGAUUAUGCAUGGGAUCAGCACAAAUCAGCAUGCCGGAUUUCGAACGAAGCUCGAGCUUCAUGCCGGUGUGUACUCCAUUUUAGACAUCCAACAGCUUUCGACGCAGUGCCGAGGUGCGAUACUAGGCGAGUACGAAGAUGAGAUCGCCAUCUCUGUCGUUGCGGAAGUCUGCAGCGUGUACAACGACGGCGAACGAAACCAGCCCGAAGCACUGCUGGCGGUUGGAACCUUGGGCCUGGGCAGAGAGCCAUGUGCUUCGAGACGAGGCUGGGGUGCCAUCCGUCGGAACGGAACGAAACUGGGCUCUAACCUGGAGAACCGAUUGAUCAUUGAUCGCAUCAGUCAAGAACACUGCAUCAUCGCUUGGGAUAAACCUUCGGAAGAUGGCAUGGUCUCACCAAUUCCCCUUGAAGUGGGCGAUAGCGUACAGAUCUUCCCGAAUCAUGCCUGUGUGACAGGGGCAUUGUAUGAAUGGUAUUUGGUAGUGGAUAGCGAAUCUGAAGAUGACCAGAAUAUUGUAGACGUGUGGAUCAGGGCGAGCGGGUGGUGA
Molecule: messenger RNA, 1380 nt
Organism: Zasmidium cellare ATCC 36951
Lineage: Eukaryota; Fungi; Ascomycota; Dothideomycetes; Mycosphaerellales; Mycosphaerellaceae
Exons: 2
Coding region: 1-1380 (459 amino acids)
Biological process (GO): D-serine catabolic process
Molecular function (GO): D-serine ammonia-lyase activity
Source: RefSeq, a predicted model, not a curated record